Messenger RNA from Neoarthrinium moseri, 2970 nucleotides. RefSeq lists its product as uncharacterized. Gene Ontology annotation, biological process: regulation of DNA-templated transcription. NCBI's taxonomy places the organism in Eukaryota, Fungi, Ascomycota, Sordariomycetes, Amphisphaeriales, Apiosporaceae. The record is from RefSeq and is a predicted model, not a curated record. The transcript has 7 exons. Gene Ontology annotation, molecular function: DNA-binding transcription factor activity, RNA polymerase II-specific; zinc ion binding. The coding region runs from base 1 to 2970 and encodes 989 amino acids.
AUGGCGGACCCUCUUCGCAAAGUCAGGAAGAGACAGAGCGCCCCAAAAGGCCGGGGCGGCUGCUUGUGCUGCAAGCUAUCUCAUGUUCGGUGUUUCGAGGAAAAGCCGCAAUGCCGCCGCUGUCAGCGAUUGGAGCUUGACUGCACUUACGCGCAAACUCUAUCCGAGCCUCAGAGACGACGUAUGAAAGUCCCUGCGACGCCGAUGAGCAGCAAGCCUAAUCUGUCGAGCUAUCGCCCAAGUCUGAGCAGCUCAGAUAGUCCUGAAGUGAACUAUUAUGCUUACCACUUUAGGGUCAGCGUAGCUCCCACCAUGAAUAUUGGGAGCUUGCACAGCUGCUCUAAUUUCUGGCUGAGAACCGUCCCUAGAGAGACGGCAACCAACGAGGGUGUGCGAUACUUCGUUGUCGCUAUUGGUGCGCUUGACCGUGCCAUGAGUCAGGUGGAAACGCGCAAGCGGCUGCAUAUGUCCACGGGACCACCCAUAUCAGCUUGGAACAACGACUAUAGAACUGCGCUACGAUUUUACGGGAGGGCCAUCCAGAUAUUUCGCACCGAGAUAGCGGAUCAAGAGCGCGUCAUCCAGCCAAGGACUUUUCUGGUCUACUGUAUGCUGCAAUCACUCUUUGAGAGUUUGCAAGGCAAUAUGGUUGGCUUUCGAAUAGCAACACGUACGGGGUUUGAGGUAUUGAAGCACCGUGUUAUGCAGGACCAGAUCCUGAUUGCAGCCCCUCUCGACGAUGAGGGCAUAGAAGAAGCAGAAGUGUUCCUCUGCCGGAUGGUCGCUGUGAGUUAUCUCAUGGGACCUGCAGAUGAAGAUGCACAAAGAGCAAGUAUCACGAUAUCCGUUCCAAUUCAUGCCCCGAUGCCAGAUAACAACGCGGACGCGUUGAAAGUCUGUAGAAUGUUCAGCGCAUUCUACUCUCGAGCAGUCACCUGGACCAUGGAGUAUACCAAGGUGAUUACUGCGGGAGACAGUGGUUCUAUGCGCAUGACCGGCGAAAUUUGCAUCAUCAUAGCCCAGCUACGGGAGUGGCUGACUUGCCUGCGGCGCAGGAUUCUGAUUGCCUCCAGCCCGGUGGAUGUUACCCGACUGCAGGUGCAUCAGCUUGAUGCAAUGUUUGGAAUUGCUAUUCAGAAAUGUCUCCUCUAUCGCUGCAGCUUGGAGGCUUAUACGAGCGACUGUCUCGACAUACUCCGCCUUGCGAGGCAAACGGUAGAGAGAGCCACUGGAGGCGACCCAAGAUACAGUCGUCUUCAACAAGGCCUACUCUCCGAAAAGCUCUUGCCGCUUGUAAGCCGAGCCGUCGAGAAGUGCCCAAACCAAGAGUAUUCUUCCUUGACGAUUGCUCAUCUGACUCCGGGAGGUAUUGAUGGCAAGGCUACACAAGAAGGCGAGUUCGAGCCUAAUUUGAAUCACACAGUGGUGGGAUACAGCUGGGAUGCACAACGUAACCUAUUCAAGGUCAAACUGGAUACUUGCAGUGCCUGUCGGGCCCAGUGGCAAUAUGAGAGAUUCUCGGCCAUCGAAAUGACAGACCACCAGGCGACGUACAGUACUCUUGAAGUCGCUAGUCCUCCUAGGUAUCUGGACAGUUCAGCCCCAGAGCGCACCUAUUAUUCACCGGAAUAUUCAGAUAACAAGAUCGCUGUGGAUGCUACUACGGACAAGUACUUUGUCCCUCAAGAUGUUGGUCUGGAAUACGUUCCUCCGACGGUAGAAUCGAAGUCACGAUCAUGCUUUGGGUUGACGCGUAGGAAGGCGUGGAUUGUGCUAAUAGCUGCGGUUGUCGUUAUCGGCGCCUUGGCCGGGGGUAUAGCUGGCGGCCUUGUCAAUCGAAACCGUGCUGCUGCUCCCGACUCCGCUCCUGUUAACACGAGCCCAAGUGCCUCACCGACACCUUCAUCGCCAGAUGCCACAUCGACGGGGCCUGAGUCCGGACCGCUAGCCGACUCUCAACUCUCUAGUCUCAAUUGGACUGAUAGUUCUGGUACACAGCGCAGGGCAGUCUUCUACCAGCUUGAUGGCGCGUUGUUCUACAGUCAAAAGCAGGGAGCGGACGGAUCGUGGUCCGCGUUCAACAUUAGUGGAGAAUUCCAGCGUCAGAAGAUAGACUUGAGCCCGCGGCCAGGCACUGCUCUUGCCGCAGCUGCUGUAUCAAGAGAGGACAUCGACUUCGGGCUCUCACCAUUUGUUGCAACAUUAUAUUACGUUAGCAACGAUAACUACCUUCAAGAAAUCACCUGCCGCGAUGAGAACUUGGAAUCCUCUUGGAGUCGCGGAGAUCUGGGCAAAGCAGAGCUUGAAGCUGCAACGAACUCGAGAAUCGCAGCAAUGGGAUAUUUCUGUCCAAACGACAACGUUGCCUAUCUGUGUAAUAACAAUUUCGCCAUUCUCUAUCAGGCCUCUAAUCAGAGCAUCAUAACAACCUGGGGGCCUUCCUGGACGACAACUGCGCAAAUCGAUUCAGGCUGGGCAGGGGCCGGUCUCGCCAUGUACCCCUUUGUUUCGAGUGCUGGGACGAACAUCUCUGAUGUGAGCGAGAUUCGUUUCUAUUACUAUUCGAAUCCGUUCAUCAAGAUGGUCUACCAGAAUUAUCAGGGACGCACUCAAUCUACGACCCCCACGAUAUCAUCGCAAGAAGUGAUAGACGGCAUUGUACCGCAGGUCGUUGCAUCACCUAGGAAUUUCCACUCGGAGGCCAUAGUAAUGAGUAUGGACGGUAGUGGUAAGUUUGCGGCCAGCUUUUAUCAGCCCGACACGUGGACACGCAACAGUCCAGUCCACUUCGAAAACGAAGGAGAUAUAUCUACUGAAGAUCAUCCUGCGGUGAAUUUGACCUCAAUCGCCAUGGAUCAUGAUGGAAUGUUGUACGGAAUCGCUUCAGAUGGGAAGACCGUGGUGGGGUAUACUUGGAGUUCCGGUACGGGGAACAACUUUGUUUGGAAGGAGAAUAUUACAGUGAUAUGA